AUGGCAUGUGACUUCAACCGAGGCUUCUCCAAUCCCAAAGGUAUACAGCGACGUGAUUGGCUGGUUCCCACGUGGGAUGAAAGGGUCCUAAAAAGCAAGGAGCCAAAAGAGACCCAUUGUCAUCACAAAAGAGCAAAACACAAUAUAAGGAGAACAAAGGGAUUGGACUCCCGAGCACAGCGUGGGAUAUAUAUACAUCAGGCUGAGGCAGCCAGCGCUCAUAACCGUGGAUACAACACAACCCCUUGGGGAAUAAACCUGUACACUCCAUUUUUACUGGCUCAGAGGAGCCGCCGACUUGAAGCCUGCGGGCGCCUAUCUUCCAAGGUCGUUGCGAUCCUGCAUUUCUCCCGUGCGAAUGCGGCGCCUCCAUCCCUGUGUAUUUCAUUUCUCUGCGACCAGCCAGUGACCGUCCUUGGCCAAGCCAUUUCCCCUGGCCUGGCCUCGAGAACUCGCUGCGACCGUCAUCCGUCGCUGGCCAAUGGCUGGGAUGGGAUAUUCACCGCGGCAGGGAAUCAGGAUAGUGGAUAG
Messenger RNA from Histoplasma capsulatum G186AR, 531 nucleotides. RefSeq lists its product as uncharacterized. The transcript has 6 exons. NCBI's taxonomy places the organism in Eukaryota, Fungi, Ascomycota, Eurotiomycetes, Onygenales, Ajellomycetaceae. The record is from RefSeq and is a predicted model, not a curated record. The coding region runs from base 1 to 531 and encodes 176 amino acids.